AACAAAUACGUUCUCAUUGACAAUUUUUCUUUUCAUGAUUUCCAACUAUGGACUGAUUGUUGCAAAAACUUUUGAAAUUUUAUUGACAGUUAUGAAAUUUGAAAUAGCUGCACCAUCACAGAUCACAGAUAAUAACGUAGGGGACAUUAUAAACGUUGGAAUUGAUGCUGAUCUCAAUCUUAGCAACAAAAUCAAUGUUGACAAGUACAGCCUUGAUGUUUUGGUCAAGAACUUGCAAGCUAUUUUGCUUGGAGACAUUAAUUUGCCAAAUUUGAAUGAUGAUGACAGAUUCCCAGGACUUCCAACAAAAGGACUUGAAAUUUCACCAGAAUUAAUUCAAGCUUUCUUGAAAAAAAUGCAAAAAUAAUUUUAUUAAUAAAUUGAUAAAUAAAUAACAAAAAUUAUAGCUUA
Molecule: messenger RNA, 411 nt
Organism: Chironomus riparius
Lineage: Eukaryota; Metazoa; Arthropoda; Insecta; Diptera; Chironomidae
Source: the annotation of a GenBank genome assembly